Messenger RNA from Dermochelys coriacea (leatherback sea turtle), 1996 nucleotides. RefSeq names its product kaptin, actin binding protein (gene KPTN). Gene Ontology annotation, molecular function: actin filament binding. Gene Ontology annotation, biological process: cellular response to amino acid starvation; negative regulation of TORC1 signaling; actin filament organization. Gene Ontology annotation, cellular component: actin cytoskeleton; KICSTOR complex; lamellipodium. The transcript is spliced from 12 exons. Bases 71 to 1492 code for a protein of 473 amino acids. The record is from RefSeq and is a predicted model, not a curated record. NCBI's taxonomy places the organism in Eukaryota, Metazoa, Chordata, Testudines, Dermochelyidae.
CUGGCCCGGGAGUGCGGGUGGCCAAGGGCGCCUGCCGGCGGCGGUUGCUCACGUGACGAGGCCGCCUGUCAUGGAGCCGCCUCAGCCCCCGGGGGCGCGCCGGGGCUGCCCGUUGCCGGAGGACAGCUUCACCCGCCUGGCCUCCCAGAGCAACGUCUACGGGCUGGCGGCGCUGGCCGGGGCUGGCGAGGGGGAGGCUGGGCCGGAGGCAGCGGAGGGCGCGGGGGGCCCGGGGCGAGCCUGCGGCGGGGGCCCCAGGGGGCUCCUCGUGGCCACGCUGAAGGGGAAGGUGAUUUACUUCCGCUACCAGGACCUGCGGCAGAAAUUGCGGCCGGUGGCCAGGGAGCUGCAAUUCACCUACAUCCCCGUUGAUGCUGAGAUUGUCUCGAUUGACACUUUCAGCAAGUCGCCGCCGAAGAGGGGUCUCGUGGUGGGAAUAACUUUCAUUAAGGACUCUGGAGAUAAAGCGAGUCCGUUUCUGAACAUUUAUUGUGACUAUGAGCCUGGAUCGGAAUAUAACCUGGACUCCAUAGCACAAAGCUGCUUGAACCUGGAGCUGCAGUUCACCCCAUUCCAGCUGUACCAUGCGGAAGUCCAUGUUGGAGACCAGCCAGAGACAGUCUUUCUGCUAAGUGGGAACGACCCCUGCAUUCAUCUGUACAAAGAGAACGAAGGCUUGCACCAGUUCGAGGAGCAGCCCGUGCAGAACCUCUUCCCGGAGCUCCAGGAGCUGCCCAGCAACGUGCUGUGGCUGGACGUCUGCAACAUCCCUGGCUCAGGCCGGCGUCUCACAGCAUUUGGGUGCCAAAGUGGCUACAUCCGGGUGGCCCAGGUAGAGCAGGCCAGCAGAGAGGUGCUGCAGAGCUGGAGCAUUCAGCAGGACGGCCCCAUCUCCAAGGUCCUGCUGUUCAGGCUGCCGUCCCCUGGGGGUGACCCUGCCCAGGAUGGUAAUGCAGGCGACCAGGGCUACAGUGUUCUCGUCACUAGCACCAUCGAGCUGUCCGUGGUAUACAGGAACGUCCUGACUCAUGGGCUGGCAGACCAGCUGACCCUGCCAGCCAGUGACCAGCAUGACAGCGUGCUCUGUGCCCUGGUGACUGACAUCGAUUUUGAUGGAGCGCCCGAGAUACUCCUGGGCACCUAUGGACAGGAGCUGCUCUGUUACAAGUACUGGCGCGCGGGAGCUACCGGUGCGGGCGUGGCAGAGGCCGAACCCUCCUUGCAGCCCGCUGGGGAGUUCCAUCUGCUCUGGAAGCGGAGUUUCCCCAGCCCCCUGCUGUCCAUGGAGUACGCAGACCUGACCUGCGAUGGGCUCUGUGAGCUGGCCGUGGUGUGUCUGAAGGGGCUGCAUGUUCUGCAGCACAGCCUGAAGCAGACGGCUCAGUGCCUUCUGGAGAGGCUUCGCCAGGAGGUGGCAAGGCGGGCGAGCCACAGCCGCGUCUCCCAGCGGGUGCGAGACGCCAGCGUGGAUGGGGAAACAGCAGAGGAAUAACUGGGCAUGGCCUGUGCUUACCACAUCGCAGCUGAUUUCUGGCCAGCCUGGUUGCAGGAUCCUGCUCUCCGUAGGGUCUCCAGGAAGGGCUGGCAGUCAGAGAGGCCCCUUGCCCCAAAAAGGGCCAGGGGGACAAUGAUGGUGGCGGCAGGGUGAGAUUAGGACAUGAUGGAGGAUCCAGCCCUAACGGAUCUUCGUCUGUGAGAGUGGAACAGCCAACCAGGAAGCCGUGCUUUAGCCUCCCUGAUGUGGAUGUGUGCCAGUUCCAUGCAGCAUGUGCCUGGUACGCACAGCAUGUGCCAGGUGCUCCCCUCCUGCUGGGGAGAGCAAAGGAUGAACAUCGGACUUCUCCAGUCCCUUUGCCCACGCUGUGCCAGCCAGGCAGGAGCCAGCCCGUGGCACAAGAGAGCCUGAACGGUGACACCGAGGGCCACAGCUGACUUGGAUGGAUGUUUACAUUAAUCCCCCCCACACCCUGUCCAGUAAAAGUUCCCAUGCACCCAG